AAACUAUUUAAAACUCUAAUGAGCGCCUUGACGCUCGUUCAUACAUUUUUGUGUUGGUCACCGGAGUGAGGCCGCAUCGCACCAUAUCGACCAGCCACGGACCGACCGAUCAAGACGCACCAAAGCCGGUUUUUCGUACUCUUUUUGUGCCUCCGCCACCACACAAAGACGUUUUUAAAACAAAAAAAACUCGGCUUUCAAAUGAAUCAUAAAACCCACUGGCUGUGGAUUCUUCUGCUGUGCGCUGCUGCCUUUACGCAGGGACAAAACGGUGGAGAUGAGUCACCAACUGAGAGUGUCGAUGUCACCGUCAAGUACAACAUGAGGAAGAGUUUGGAUCUGGACCAGAAGGGCUGCUACCUAAAUGCUGGAAACAAGGACUGUCUGCAACAGUGCGGCUUCAACGCCACAGCCAAGACCAUCUUCAUCAUCCACGGCUGGACAAUGAGCGGUAUGUUUGAGAGCUGGAUGCACAAACUGGUGGCCGCCGUCAUGAAGCGUGAGAGCGAGGCCAAUGUGGUUGUAGUGGACUGGAUCUCCAUGGCCCAGCAGCUGUACCAAGAUGCCGUCAACUACACACACACCGUCGGCAAGGACAUCGCCACCAUGCUCGACUGGCUCCAGGAUGAGCUGGAUUUGCCUCUGGAGAAGGUGCACCUGAUUGGUUACAGUUUAGGGGCUCACGUCGCGGGCUAUGCUGGUACACAUGUGCGAGGAUCCGUGGGGAGAAUCACAGGUUUGGACCCAGCGGGGCCGUUGUUUGAGGGCGUGGAGCAAGAGAAGCGCCUUUCCCCGGAUGAUGCCGACUUUGUGGACGUCCUCCACACGUACAACCGCGGAACUUUAGGAGUGAGCAUCGGGAUCCAACAGCCCAUCGGGGACGUGGACAUCUACCCCAACGGAGGCGAAGUCCAACCCGGGUGCUCAUUGGGCGACGUGCUGGCCAUGGCUGGAAACUUCAUGGAUGUGAUGAAAUGCGAGCACGAGCGAGCUGUCCACCUUUUUGUUGACUCGCUGAUGAACCGAGACCAUGUGAGCUUCGCGUACCAGUGCACCGACCCGGACCGCUUCAAGAAGGGCAUCUGCCUGAGCUGCCGCAAAAACCGCUGCAACAACAUUGGCUACGAGGCCCGCAAGAUGCGCAAGAGACGCAACAGCAAAAUGUACCUGAAGACGCGUGCCGACACUCCCUUUGGAGGUUACCACUACCAGAUGAAGAUGCACGUGUUCAACAGGAAGCAGGCGGACAACGCGGACCCGAUAUUCCACGUCAAGUUGAUCGGCGCUCAUAAUGACACGGAAGACAUCUUUGUUGACGUGCAUGACAACUCCAUAGGCUUGAACUUGACCAACACCUUCUUGGUGUUCACCGAACAAGACAUCGGCGACCUGCUAAGGAUCCACCUGAGUUGGGAAGGUGACGCCGAGUCCUUGUACUCUGUGUGGAGGAAGAUCAAGAGCAGCUUCUGGGGCUGGAAUGGCAAUCCUUCCAAACCUGUGCUGGAGGUCCGACGGAUUCGCGUGAAAGCCGGAGAAACUCAGAAGAAGUUUACCUUCUGUGCCCAGGACCCGUUGAAAACCGAAAUUUCACCCGGUGAAUCGCUAACGUUUGUCAAGUGUCGCGACGGGUGGGAAGUGAAACCAAGAAAACGGCUGCCCAUGUAAGGCCCUGACGCUUCUUACAAAUUGAUGCACCAUGACCACGGGGACCCAACAUCGCUAAAGCGAGCCUUCACUUUAUCUGAGCACUUUUUCAAACGGAGGAGGAAGGAUCAGCGCACAGUGGGAGAGGUUUGAGGUGUCGGACAUUUUAAAGUGCACCUGAAAUUGUUGGUUCCUGGAAACUUGGAGCUCUUGCUCUUGCCUAGAGAGGCCAGGCAGGGAACUGAGGUCAAUGCGGUCUUUGGAAGAUCACUCGAGAGUUACGGAAUGUUCUUUUAAAUUAGGUAGAACGUCUGUCAAUGGAAAUACACCAGCUAUUGUAGUCUCUGUACUGUACAUUUUAAAUGUCUUUUUUUUUUUUUUUUUUUUUUUUUUUUUUUUUUU
Molecule: messenger RNA, 2046 nt
Organism: Hippocampus comes (tiger tail seahorse)
Lineage: Eukaryota; Metazoa; Chordata; Actinopteri; Syngnathiformes; Syngnathidae
Gene: lipg
Product: lipase, endothelial
Exons: 10
Coding region: 202-1665 (487 amino acids)
Biological process (GO): lipid catabolic process
Molecular function (GO): protein binding; lipoprotein lipase activity
Source: RefSeq, a predicted model, not a curated record